CCGCCGGCGACCAGGUCGUGUCGUCCCACCGUGCGGCUCCGUGAGCAGCCUCCGAGUGCGUCCCGGUGCCAGUGACAGUGCCUGUGUGUGUGUAUGUGUGUGCUUGUGUGAAUGCCAGUGAAGUGCAGUGACAGGACGAGGUGUGUGUGGCGUCUUGGGCAGGUGGACUGCCAUUACACUUAAAAUUCGAAUAGUGUAUUGUGUGAGUUGUUGCGCUCGGCGUGAAGAGGCAAGUUUUGUCAUUCGUCGGCCCAUAAUCCAGGAUGCGGAGCUGAGCGACUCCUUCAUCAUCCCUCUCGCGUCGUCAUUCCAGACGCAUGACCAUCAUGUUCCAGACCAGUUGUGCCGUCAACUCAGACAUGUAUCCCGAGUCAACGUCGAGCGGUACAACUGGAUACCUUCAGCAACAGCAACAGCAGCAAUCCCAACAGCAACAGCAGGCACAGACUCAACAUCAGCAGCAACACCACCAACACCAACAGCAUCACCACCACCAACAUCAACACCAUCACCAACAGCAGGAGCAGCAACAGCAGCACCAGCACCAGCAACAGGACCAUCAACAGCCUGUGUACGUGCCCUCGACGCGGGCGGUGCUGCCCCCGCAGUACUCCUCGGCGGGCGCGGCGGGCGCGUGGGGGUCCUCGUGGGGCGGCCACCAGUCGGGCCACGAGGGCUACGUGUCGCAGUAUCCCCACCACGCCGCGCACCACGCCCUCUACGCCCAGAACAUGAUGAUGGGCCCGUGGCGGGCCUACGACAGCGCCGCCUUCCAGCGCGCCUCGCCCUACGAUGGUACCAUGGAGUUCCAGUUCGGAGAGGGCCGCGAGUGCGUCAACUGCGGCGCCGUGUCGACGCCGCUGUGGCGCCGGGACGGCACGGGGCACUACCUGUGCAACGCGUGCGGCCUGUACCACAAGAUGAACGGCAUGAACCGGCCGCUCGUCAAGCCCUCCAAGAGGCUGGUGAACGAGGUCAGCAACCUGUGCCAUCCCCUGGAGACGGCCACACGGCGCCUAGGGCUGUGCUGCACCAACUGCGGCACGCGCACCACGACGCUCUGGCGGCGCAACAACGAGGGCGAGCCCGUGUGCAACGCGUGCGGCCUGUACUUCAAGCUGCACGGCGUCAACCGGCCCAUCAGCAUGCGCAAGGACGGCAUCCAGACGCGCAAGCGAAAGCCCAAGAAGCAGCAGCAGGGCGGGGCGAGCCAGGCCGCCGCCUCCACCACCGCGGCCUCCGCGGCCUCGUCGCCGCUCUCCUCCUCCAGCGACACCAAGCACUCGUCUGGGGCCGGCGACAAGCAGGCGCAGUCUCCCGAACAAGGAAAGAAGCGUUCGGAAGGCGCGCUGUCCGCCAUGUACCAGGCGCACCACCUCGUCAAGACGGAGCCGCUGGCGCUCGGCGGGGGCCUUGGCGGCGGCCUCGGGACCCUGGGGCACCUCGGGUCUCUCGCCCCCGGGGUCGGCUACCCGGGCACGCACGUCCCUUUCACGGCGGCGCAGCAGUUUGGCCUCCCCAGUCACCACCACGCGUCGGCGUCGGCCUCGCCGCCGGGGACGCUCACCGCCGACUACCCCCAUCAUCACCACCACCACCAUCACCACAGUCACCACCACAGCAAACUCAUGGCAUCGUCAUAGCGCGGGCCGUGGUGGCCAGCGGCGGGGGGUAGUGCCGUAGACCUGUAAACUUUCUGUCGCGUGGAGUAUGUCCGUCGUGAUUCUGACGCGGGAUAGUGAUAGUUGUAUUCCUACCGGGUCGCUCUCCAAAAUAUUUAGUGCCGGACAAUAUUUCUCCAGCAGCUUAAAGCAGUUAUGUCCCUCAGGAUACACUUCGUAGGUGAUUGUCUGCGGUACUGCCCUUUACGCGCUGGCCCGGGGAGGCCCUACCACGCAAUCUGUGAUCGAGCUCUAUCCUGGCUCUCUUCAAGUUACUUCUUAGUCGGACAAAAAUAAUGAUUACAAUUUGAAGCAAUCUAGAUUUAUUGUCAUAGGUGUAAGAGUAUUGUACCAAAGUGCGCACUUCUAUUUAGUCUUAUGAGCAAAAACUAUCUGUUAAUUAGUGUGUGUAAGUCUACUGCACGUAUCUUUAUCACGAGAUAUUGGCAUUUAUAAGAUAUUUAUAUAUACAUCUAUAUCUAUACUUAUUGUAUAUGUUAUGUGUGUCUUGUGAUUCGUCGACAUAGUUGGUCAA
Molecule: messenger RNA, 2196 nt
Organism: Frankliniella occidentalis (western flower thrips)
Lineage: Eukaryota; Metazoa; Arthropoda; Insecta; Thysanoptera; Thripidae
Product: GATA-binding factor A-like
Exons: 6
Coding region: 318-1643 (441 amino acids)
Biological process (GO): positive regulation of transcription by RNA polymerase II; negative regulation of transcription by RNA polymerase II; cell fate commitment
Molecular function (GO): RNA polymerase II cis-regulatory region sequence-specific DNA binding; DNA-binding transcription factor activity, RNA polymerase II-specific; zinc ion binding
Source: RefSeq, a predicted model, not a curated record